AUGCUUCUCGCUUUAAUCCUCCUGCAGGGUUUUCCCCAUGCCCUGGCUGCAAAUCAUGCUUCCCACUGGACAUAUAAAGGCCCCCACGGCCAGGCGCACUGGUCAGAUGACUACCCGGACUGCGGGGGGCAGGCCCAGUCCCCCAUUGAUAUCCAGACCAAGUCUGUGCAGCACGACCCGGCCCUGCCGCCUAUUGAGCUCCAGGGAUACCAGAGCCCUGGGGCUGGGGCCUUCACCCUCUUCAACAACGGGCACACAGUGAAGAUGUCCCUGCCCCCGUCCAUGUUCCUCCGGGGCCUUCCGCAGACCUAUGCGGCCAUCCAGUUGCACUUCCACUGGGGCAGCAGGGGGCAGGCCGGCGGGUCGGAGCAUCAGGUGAAUGGGGAGGCUUUCCCUGCCGAGCUGCACAUUGUGCAUUACAACUCGGAGAGCUACACGAACAUCAGCGAGGCCAAGCAGUGGGCAGGUGGCCUGGCCGUGCUGGGCAUCCUCAUCGAGGUCGGCGACGUGGCCAACCCUGCCUAUGACAACAUCUUCGAUCGGCUGAAGAACAUCCAGUAUGCAGGUCAGAAAGUCUCCAUCCCGCCCUUCAACGUUCAUGAGCUGCUGCCCGGGCAGCUAGGCCACUAUUUCCGCUAUAACGGCUCCCUGACCACGCCGCCCUGUUCCCAGAACGUGCUCUGGACCGUCUUCCACCAGCGGGUGCGGAUUUCCGCCUCCCAGCUGGAGAGGCUGCAGGGCGGGCUGUACUCUACCAAAGCUGCGAACUCCUUGCCUGUGCCUCUGGUGGACAAUUACCGAGCCCCUCAGCCGCUGAACCAGAGGGUGGUGUUCUCCUCCUUCCCCGUGGGACGUCACCCUCUCAUUAAGACUUCGGCUGCUACCUACCCCCACAGACCCCAGCCCAAGUGCAGCAACCAGUUUAUAGAGCGAUGCCCCAAGCUAUAUCCAGGUCCCUCAGCCUACUCUGCAGGUGAAAUCGUUGCCAUCGUUUUUGGGACCCUCUUCGGCUGCCUCAGCAUCUUUCUCACCAUCCACUUUGUGGUGAAGAGAAUACGAACGAAGAGGAUCCGGGAGCAAAAGGACGUUGUGUUCAAAUCCUCUUCCAGCCGUGCAGUGUCAGGCGACAGCCACUGCCCCUGA
This is a messenger RNA of Emys orbicularis (European pond turtle), 1143 nucleotides long. It is a transcript of the gene CA14, whose product is annotated as carbonic anhydrase 14. The transcript is spliced from 12 exons. The coding region runs from base 1 to 1143 and encodes 380 amino acids. NCBI's taxonomy places the organism in Eukaryota, Metazoa, Chordata, Testudines, Emydidae. Gene Ontology annotation, biological process: one-carbon metabolic process. Gene Ontology annotation, cellular component: plasma membrane. The record is from RefSeq and is a predicted model, not a curated record. Gene Ontology annotation, molecular function: zinc ion binding; carbonate dehydratase activity.